Molecule: messenger RNA, 5304 nt
Organism: Cyprinodon variegatus (sheepshead minnow)
Lineage: Eukaryota; Metazoa; Chordata; Actinopteri; Cyprinodontiformes; Cyprinodontidae
Gene: slka
Product: STE20-like serine/threonine-protein kinase
Exons: 19
Coding region: 459-3968 (1169 amino acids)
Biological process (GO): protein phosphorylation
Molecular function (GO): ATP binding; protein serine/threonine kinase activity
Source: RefSeq, a predicted model, not a curated record
GGUCAAGCCACCGAAGCAUGAGAUCCGUGUUGUGUCCAUUUUUUCCCCCUUUCAUCGCUCGUGCCAAACGGUAAACAUGUCGCUCCGGGUUUGAGGAUAUUGUCGGUAUUCCGGGUUUAUUUUAAUUUUUAAUUUUGUAUGAAACGGAAACGCUUCCGUUUGAGCACCGCGAGCUCCUCUCUCCGUCUCCUCCACCUCCUCCGCUAGCGUCCUGUGACGGAGCUUCUGUAUAUGAUGUGAUUGUGAAUAACUGUCGCCUGGGGAAGUUAUAAUUGAUAUUAUCUCAGCUGAAUGGCUGCAGCAGAGGGCCUGUCAAUGUUUAUUUCAUGCCCGGAUGCUCUCUUACUCCGAUAUUAAGUUCCGCGUCGGGAAGGACCGCUACGUUUUGCUGGCGGAUUGAUAGAAAACACCGCAUCCACAGCACUUAGAUUCAGAAUAACAACUAAAAAAAAAACAGGAUGUCUUUCUUCAAUUUUCGGAAGAUAUUUAAGCUUGGGCCGGAUAAAAAGAAGAAGCAGUAUGAACAUGUGCACAGGGACGUGAAUCCGGAGGAAAUUUGGCAGAUUAUCGGUGAGCUGGGAGAUGGCGCUUUUGGGAAAGUCUACAAGGCUCAAAACAAGCAGAACGGAACCCUUGCGGCUGCUAAGGUUAUUGACACAAAGACCGAGGAUGAGUUGGAGGAUUACAUGGUGGAAAUCGACAUCCUGGCUUCCUGCGAUCACCACCACAUUGUCAAACUGCUGGAUGCGUUUUAUUAUGAAGGCAAACUUUGGAUUCUGAUCGAGUUCUGUGCUGGCGGUGCGGUCGAUGCCAUCAUGCUGGAACUGGAGAGACCCCUGACUGAGCCCCAGAUCCGGGUGGUGUGUAAGCAGACCUUGGAGGCCUUGACGUACCUUCAUGAGAAGAAAGUCAUUCACAGAGACCUGAAAGCUGGAAACAUUCUGCUGUCCCUCGACGGAGAAGUAAAACUCGCUGACUUUGGUGUUUCGGCUAAAAAUACCAACAGUUUACAGAGAAGAGAUUCUUUCAUCGGCACUCCAUAUUGGAUGGCGCCUGAGGUCGUGAUGUGCGAAACCUCCAAAGACCGUCCGUACGACUACAAGGCCGACAUUUGGUCCCUCGGGGUAACCCUCAUAGAGCUGGCACAGAUCGAGCCUCCCAACCACGAGAUGAAUCCCAUGAGGGUGUUGCUGAAAAUAGCCAAGUCUGAGCCACCCACUCUGAUGAAUCCCUCUCGCUGGUCUCCAGAAUUUAAUGACUUCUUAAGGAGAGCGCUGGAUAAAAAUGUGGACAAUAGGUGGAAUUCAACACAGCUUCUUCAGCAUCCUUUUGUGGCCAGUGUGACCGAUAGCAGACCUCUUAGAGAGCUUAUAGCUGAGGCCAAAGCUGAAGUCACAGAAGUGCUUGAAGAUAGCAAAGAGGAGGAGGAGGAGGAAGAAGCUGAUACUCCAGCGGCAGUUCCAGGGCACAAAAGGGCUCCAUCGGAUGUCAGCAUGGCCAGCUCAGAGGAGGACAAAGUCCCACCUACACCCUCCACCUUGGAGUCUGUUACAGAAAAGACAGAAGCUGAGCCUGGGGAAGACCGGAGCAGCGAUAAGCUCUCUGAUGAAGGACUCGGAAUGAGCGAAGUAGACAAGAUGGAGGAGGAGAAGCUCAAUGAAGCUUCUCUGGUCCCUGGAACAAUAGAGACGGAAAACGACUUGACUUCAGAAGAUCCUGCAAAGGAUAAACUGGACAAAAUCGAAGUUGAGGAGAUUUCUGGUGAGGAGGUGUCAAAGCCAGAGGAACCUGUGGAUAAAUCUUCCUCUGAAGCUGAAGGUACUGAGGAAGAGAAGGAGACCAAGAUAAUGGAAAUACAGGAGGAAGCUACCCAAGAAAAAGAAGACAAAAACAAGCUAGAGCAAGAUCAACUAAAAGCAGAAGAAGCUGGCAUUGAAGUUUCAGUUGAAUCACAAGAAAUCCCUGAAGAUACAGCUGCAUACAGAGAAGCCAAACCAGAAGAAGAGGCAAAUGAUCAAGAAGAGAGCAAAGAUUUAAAUCAGGAGACAGGUGAACACAUAAUCCAAAACAUUAAGAAUGAGACGGUCGAAAACACGGACACGGAUCAUUUACCUUCAGAUUUAAUAAACACAACUGUGAAUGGAGAAGGGUAUAGCAUUGAGGAGUCUUCCACUCAGGCAGUGUUAGAAAACCAGUCAGAGACAAAAGACGAAGUCCUCAAGGAGUCAGAGCAGCCAAAGCCAGAGGAUCAGACCACAGCCGAGGAUGAAGUACAAGAACAAGCACCAAGUGAAUCUAGUCAAGUCAUUUCAGAAGUUUCUGAUCAAACAGUUAACUCUCAGGAUGUCUCUGCUAAGGAAAAUGGAGAAAAGGUAACUCAUGUAGAUGAGGUCAUCUCCCAGGAUGGCAUCUCUGUCCAGGAGAGUGAAACGGAUUCAGAAAGCAGGAUGGAGCAUGGCAGCCCCGCUGUGAUGAAGUCAGACGCUGAGAAGGAUUCUGACUCUGGAAGCAGCUCUGCUGCAGAUAGCAACAGCCUUGACCUCAAUCUCUCCAUCUCUAGCUUCCUGUCCAAAAGCAAAGAAGGAGGAUCAGUGUCUCUGCAGGACUUAAAACGUCAGAAGAAGACUCUGAAGAAGACCCGGAAGUUUAUGGUGGAUGGCGUGGAGGUCAGCGUGACGACGUCAAAGAUAGUGACGGAUAACGACACCAAAAGUGAAGAGAUGAGGUUCCUGAGGCGGCAGGAACUGAGAGAACUCCGACUCCUUCAGAAAGAGGAGCAAAGGGCCCAGCAGCAGCUGAGCAACAAGCUGCAGCAGCAGAGAGAGCAAAUCUACCGGCGCUUUGAACAGGAAACUACUGCAAAGAAACGUCAGUAUGACCAAGAGGUGGAGAACCUUGAAAAGAAGCAGAAGCAGACGAUUGAGCGACUGGAACAGGAUCACACCAGCCGGCUCCGAGACGAAGCCAAACGGAUCAAAGCGGAUCAAGACAAAGAGCUGUCCAAGUUCCAGAACAUGCUGAAGAACAGGAAGAAGGAGGCCAUUCAGGAAGUCGGACAGUCACCCAAACACAUGCGAAAAGAGCUCAUGAAACGGGUAAAAGAGGACCUGUCGCUCCUUCAGACUGCAGAGGAGCAGGAGUUUCUGCAGAAGCAGCAGCAGGAGCUGGAUGGCGCUCUGAAGAAAAUCAUCCAGCAGCAUAAACUAGAAAUAGCCACCAUUGAGAGAGACUGCCUCAACCACAAACAGCAGUUACUACGAGCACGAGAGGCAGCCAUGUGGGAGCUGGAGGAGCGCCACCUACAGGAGAAGCACCAGCUGCUGAAGCAGCAGCUGAAAGACCAGUACUUCAUGCAGAGACAUCAGCUGCUGAAACGACACGAGAAAGAGAUGGAACAGAUGCAGCGCUACAACCAGCGCCUGAUAGAAGAGCUGAAGAACAAACAGAACCAGGAGAGGGUUCGCCUGCCCAAAAUCCAACGCAGCGAGGCAAAGACUCGCAUGGCCAUGUUCAAGAAGAGCCUCCGCAUCACUGUCACCGCGCCUCUGACCCCAGAGCAGGAGCGGGAACGCAUCAAACAGUUUGCUGCACAGGAGGACAAGAGGCAGAAGAAUGAGAGAAUCCAUCAGCACCAGAAACACGAGAACCAGAUGAGGGAUCUCCAACUGCAGUGUGACUCCAACAUCCGCGAGCUGCAGCAGCUGCAGAAUGAGAAAUGCCAUCUCCUUAUUGAACAUGAGACCCAAAAGCUGAAGGAGCUGGAUGAGGAGCACAGCCAGGAGAUGAAAGACUGGAAGGAAAAGCUGAGACCCAGGAAGAAGGCGUUGGAGGAGGAAUUCACAAGGAAGCUCCAGGAGCAAGAAGUUUUCUUCAAAAUGAGUGGCGAAUCAGAAUGCCUUAAUCCCACCACCCAAAGUCGGGUUUCAAAAUUCUACCCCAUCCCAAACCUGCAGAACUCUGGUGUAUAGCCUCCUGUUUAACUUCCUUCAAACGAAACUACAGUCGAACUUCUUUGUCACCCUCCCUUCUUCCUGAUGGAGCUAUUUUUUAAAGUCCCCAAUAAAAACAUUGAAAUUUACUUUCUGCUUGGUUUUAAAGUCAGUGAGCUUACUAAUUGUGCCUACAUGACGUUCCCUCACCUAAAUACUUCUCUCAGUUUGCUGGGAAAUAUUGAUUUAUAUGCACUUUUUUUAAGCAUGUGAAGAUUUCCAAGGUUUGCGAUUGUUAGCUAAGAUCAGCCAUGUUCGUCGGAUUAUUAAAAGCACAGCCUGAAACACGAUAAAUUAUCUCCAGUGCCUCAUAUGUCUGUCAACCAACACCCUCCCCCACCAUCACCACCACCCCCCACAAUGACCCCCUUUAUUGACGUUUUACUGCUUGCAGUAAAUAAAAAGCCCUUAAUGUUUUGCACUUAAAGCAGUCAUCGUUCUCUCGUCACAUAAUUUGGUGAUCAAAUGAAAAAAAAAAAAUCCUAUUGGCGGCACAGAUCUGGGAGAAGAUAGAAAACUGUUUACGCUGAUGUCAGGACAUCAAGAAAGUGUCAUAAAGCCGUUUCCUGAAAAAGAAUGUACUGUGUUAGUGUGAAUAUAGAGUAAUCAAAGAUUAAGUCUACCAAGAGCAACUAUCUUCUCCAGAGACGCUGUAUUUAUUUAGCACCUACUGUUAUUUCCUUCCACACCCUCCAGGUGUUACGAACACGCCUGAUCCGUUCACCAAAAGAAAAUGCAUCUUUCACUCGUUCAGAUCAGCAUUCGCACAAACGGUUUGUUGAAAGUUUGAAAUGUAAAGGAAUGUAACUGCACUAGGUCGCCACUUGAGUUAAAGAGUAUUCAUGCAGGUUCAGAGACUUUGCCUCACAGACGCCUAUCUAAACUCCAAAAUGACUGUAAUGUUUUUUCUUUUAGUUUCAUUUUGAUUUUUUUUUUUUUUUUUUUUUGCAGAUACAGCUUGAUAUAUUUUCCAAUGUUUAUUUUGUUUUUUUUCUCCACUCUGAUGCCGUAAUUGCUUUCACAGUAUGCCUGGGUCCUGUUACUGUAUGAAUCUCAGCAUCCGAAGCCUUCCGCUGUAUUUUAAAUCAAUAUAUUAGUAUAUUUUGCUGCUCCAUGGUAUAUUUUCUAUAAGCUGACUUGAAAAUCUUUGUUUUUUUUUAAAUGAAUGCUGGAUUUUUUUUUCUCUCCAUCUUAUCAUUUUUUAAAAUUUUAUUUUGUUGCAUAAUUUUACCGAAAAAAAAAUCGACCAUGAAUAUUUCUAUUGUAUUCAUAUUUGAUGUCAGAUCUAUUUAAUGCAUCUUUAUAAAAUGCUGUU